GCUUGUUCUUCAUUGUCGGUGAUGACACGCUGCUGUUCAUCGUCAGCGAUGUCGAUACGCCCUUCUUCCUUCUCCUUGAGGACUAGCACUUGUUCUACGCUACCAACUGUUGCUGCUGUUAGGAUGACUAAUCGAUAUAAUUGUAGCAACAAUAACCAAACCUUCUACCCUUUCAGACGGCGCAAUUACCGCUUUCCUCUCACUUCGACCAUUACUCACAGUACCUCUUGCUCUUCUAUUCUUGCUUCUUUGAGCCCUCAAAGUUCUCCUUCUCCCUCUUCUUCCUCCGCCUCCUCCUCCUCUUCUCCUUGUUCUUCUUCUUUUCCUUCUUCUUCUUUUACCAAUAACUCUUCCUCCUAUGUUCGUGUCUCUUGCGGUCGUAGUCCUCUAUCUUCUUCUUCUUCUUCUUCUUCUGCUGCUGCUGCUGCUGCUGCUGCUGCUUUUUCUAGAGUGUGCGGUUCUGAGAGUGCGGAAAGGGAGGAGGCGAAGAUGGAGACGAAGCAAUCAGGUGCGGCUAUGGCGGCGACGGCAGGUCGUCUCGGCGCUGAUUCUCACCCGCCGUCAGGAGGAGCUAUGGAUUCCAUUGGCGCGCAGCGUCCACCGAUGAUGACGAGGAUGGCAGUCCCGAGCGCGAGCGCGAGAAGAACUCCGACGGCGGCGGCGGCGGCGGCGGCGGCAAGGAUGGAAUACGACACGUUGCCUAAUUCCGAUCUAGUGGUAAGCAGAAUAGGUCUAGGUACAAUGACUUUCGGCGAGGGAAAUGACUACGAAGAUUCCUGCAGGCUGCUCCACGUGGCAUCCGAAGCAGGCAUCACUCUGCUAGACACCGCGGAGAUGUACCCGGUGCCUCAGAGAGCGGAGACGCAAGGUCGGUCUGAGGAGUUCAUCGGACGAUGGAUGGCUAGCUCCAGGAAGAUUCGGGAUACCGUCGUGCUGGCCACCAAAGUCACUGGCCCGUCGGGACAGAUGACGUGGAUACGCGGGGGCCCUCCUUGUGUUGAUCGUGCCGCCAUCAUCGAGGCCGUUGAGGGGAGUCUUCGGCGCUUGAGGACCGAUUAUAUAGAUCUAUGUCAGCUUCAUUGGCCUGAUAGGUACGUGCCUAUGUUCGGAGAUGUUGAUUACGUUCCCUCUUAUUCCUAUAAAGCCGUUGAGAUCGAGGAGCAGCUGGAGGCAUUAGGGCUAUUAAUCCAAUCAGGCAAGGUCAGAUACAUAGGCUUAAGCAACGAGACAGCCUGGGGAGUGAUGCGCUUCUGUUCUCUGUCAGAUGCCACGUGUCACUCCGAGAAGCAUUCUCAGACGAAGACCAGAUCUGCUUCUUCUUCUUCUUCUUCUUCUUCUUCUUCUUCUUCUGCUGCUGCUGCUGCUGCUGCUGCUGCUGCUGAUGAUGAUGAUGAUGAUGCUGAUGAUGAUGAUGAUGAUGACGACGACACGUGUCAUCAUCAUGGUCAUCCCGGUCCCGACGGCGUGGAAUCCAAGUCUGAUGAAUGCGUCGAUAACACGUGGAAAAGGAAACUUCAGACGAAACUUCCACGUAUUGUCUCGAUUCAGAACGCUUACAGUCUGACGUGUCGUACGUUCGACAGCAACUUGGCUGAGAUUUGCCACGUGGAAAAGGUUGGUCUUCUUGCUUACAGCCCCUUAGCUAUGGGUCUCUUGACUGGCAAGUAUUAUUAUCCAGAACGAAGUCUAGGAGGAGGAGGAGGAGGAGGAGGAGGAGGAGGAGAUCUGUCCAAUGCUCGUCUGAAUAAGUAUAGGGGUAGGUAUGCGGAGGCAGAGUGUCGCUAUGGAUUGGAGAAGGUUAAUGUUCGAGAGGCUGUGUUGGCUUACRUGGAUAUWGCUAAUCGGUUUGGAUUGACACCGGUGCAGCUGGCAAUAGGCUUCGUAUUGGGCAAUCCUCUCGUCAGCAGUGCCAUUGUAGGUGCAUCGGCCACGUGGCAGCUGCAGGAGAUCUUAUCCUCUCUUCAUGUGGCUCCUCUCUCGCAAGAAAUUUYGGAUGCCAUCGAUAAAGUACAUCGACGGUAUCCCAAUCCGACCCCGUGAUUGCGUGAUUCAAUCACGUGCUAUAACUGCGCCGUUUUUUUUUUUUUUUUCGGUUUCCCUGAGGGAGUCCGUCUAUCAAUGUGAGCAGAUCGCAUAAGCAUUUAAUCAAUCAAUCAACCAAUC
This is a messenger RNA of Chara braunii, 2163 nucleotides long. NCBI's taxonomy places the organism in Eukaryota, Viridiplantae, Streptophyta, Charophyceae, Charales, Characeae. The record is from the annotation of a GenBank genome assembly.